GCAUGUCGGCCGGCGGAGCGCCAGUCCCGCCGCCCCCGAACCCUGCCGUGUCUUUCCCAGCGCCCCGGGUCACCCUGCCCACCGGCCCCGACAUCCUGCGGACCUACUCGGGCGCCUUCGUCUGCCUGGAGAUUCUGCUCGGGGGUCUCGUCUGGAUUUUGGUGGCCUCCUCCAAUGUUCCUCUACCUCUGCUACAAGGAUGGGUCAUGUUUGUGUCCGUGACAGCUUUUUUCUUUUCUCUUCUCUUCCUGGGUGUGUUCCUCUCUGGCAUGGUCAAUCAAAUUGAUGCCAACUGGAACUUCCUGGAUUUUGCCUACCACUUUAUAGUGUUCGUCUUCUACUUUGGAGCCUUCUUGCUGGAGGCAGCAGCCACCUCCCUGCAUGAUCUGCACUGCAACUCAACCAUAACCUAUGGCGUGCAGCCGCUCCUGAAUGAUAACCAGUAUAACAUCAACGUAGCGGCCACAGUUUUUGCCUUUAUGACAACAUUAUGUUAUGGUUGCAGUUUGUGUCUGGCUUUACGAAGAUGGCGACCCUAACACUCCUUGGAAACUAAUAGUCGUGUGUUAGUUUCAUUUGUCUAUUUUGUAAUAUGUCUGAUCAAUUUGUAUGCUGUGUUGUCCAGAUAUAACAACAUUCCAAAUAUAAUCUGUUUAGUAAAUAGAGAAAAUCUUAAGUGCAAGUUUUGGUUUAUUUCCUGGGUGGAAUUUUAAUUUUAUUAUGAUAUUAAGUGGAGAAAUAACCUUUCAUUUUAUAUCUCUUUACAAUUAAAAUUCCCAUAAUGUUCCUAAAAUAUACAGAAAUCAAUCAUGAAAAAGUGCAUCCCUUUUGUUUGCUCAGUCACCUGAACCUUAAUAUUAAUAGAUUUAUAAUACUCCCUAAAACUUACACAUUUCAAACAGGCUUCCCAACUGAGUUCCAUCUUUUAAUGUAAAAGAAGAAUUGGACACUUUUUCUACAAAGAACUAGAUGGUCCAUAUUUAGGCUUCAUGCAUCAUACAGUCUGUCUCCAUCGAGACUAUUUAGUUCUGCCUUUGCAGCAUGAUAGCAGCCAUUGUCAGCAUGUCAGUGAAUGAAUGUGGCUGUGUCCCAAUAAAGCUUUGUUGACAAAAACAGGGGAUAGGCUACGUUUGGCCCACAGGCUAUGGUUUGUCACCCUCUGGUGAAAAACCUUAGUUAUGUGUUCUGUAUUUUACUGAAUUGAUCAUGAAGGUUUAUAAACCUAGUUAGACAAGCCACAUGACAUUUAGUCUYAUUAUGCAAUAAUCACACUGCCUUUUGUUAAUGGUCAAAUACUUACCCUUGGAAGGACAUGUAGCUUCUCAAGCUAAUUCUAACAGAGUCUUGGGUAUAGGGAAAAGUAAUUUGUGAAGUGAACCUUACUUGCUUAAUCUAACUAAUGAUCUCACAGCUGAGCAAGACUCUCUCCCGAGUGUUCUUCAAACAGGAUCCCCAGAGACCAUUAGUGACAGCUGGAACUGGUAUUCACCUACUUAUGUCUUACUUUGGUUUAUUUAUGCUUCAGAUCACAGUUGUUUGCCAGGUGCAUGAAU
Urocitellus parryii (Arctic ground squirrel) is the source of this 1553-nucleotide messenger RNA. RefSeq names its product mal, T cell differentiation protein 2 (gene Mal2). Gene Ontology annotation, cellular component: membrane. Gene Ontology annotation, molecular function: structural constituent of myelin sheath. Gene Ontology annotation, biological process: myelination. NCBI's taxonomy places the organism in Eukaryota, Metazoa, Chordata, Mammalia, Rodentia, Sciuridae. The record is from RefSeq and is a predicted model, not a curated record.